Schizophyllum commune H4-8 is the source of this 285-nucleotide messenger RNA. RefSeq lists its product as uncharacterized. Lineage: Eukaryota; Fungi; Basidiomycota; Agaricomycetes; Agaricales; Schizophyllaceae. The annotation marks the transcript as partial. The record is from RefSeq and is a predicted model, not a curated record. The transcript has a single exon.
UACGAAGCAGCAUUCCGUCGGCCGCCAGCGCUGGUAGCGCACAUCGAAGAGGACCUAGCGCAGCGAUUCAGGCAGGGUUAUCAGGAGGAGGCAUAUUGGGCAAGACGUUACGAGGAGGCAGAUACGCUUUCGGCUUCGUGGACGCCAGGAAGGCGGUACUACAAGUCGGAGGACGGCUUGCUGUUCUUCCUGGACGCAGAUUACCUGCCGAGGCUGUGCGUACCGGACGCGCUGGUCGACGAGAUCCUACUCAAGGCGCACGAAGAACCGAUGGAGGGAGCGCAU